GAUUACUUGUGUCGUUUCUUUGCCCUAUCGACGACAGCAUACAAAAUCAUGUUUAUUUAUGUAAUAGUUAAUCACACCUAGUUUAGAGCUGUUGUAAUUAGUGAUAUUCGACGAAUACCCGUCGCUUUAUGGUAGUUGGAGCAUCAACAUGGGCUGUUUAGCUUGGAUUCGAGGCUUAAAAAUAACCCUUCCAUUCAAAGACAAGGAAUUGAAUAAAAUAGCGGCUUUCUUCAACGUGACCACCUUCCUCCUCACCUGCGCUGCCCUCGUGCAGCCCAGCUGGUUCAGGAUAAAGGGGCUGCACUGCACUCAAAGCCUGUCGCUGUCUCAGUUCUUCUCCUUUGAUGAAGACGAUGACUAUGAUGAUCAGAUUAACAUAGAUCAGGGGGGAGACUUUGAUCCGAUGAAGAGGGAUUACCCUGGUCUACCACCAUGUACAACUCCAGAGACCAUCACACUCAUGAGAGUGCUCAUCCUAUUAUGCUUCAUGGUGCUACUAUGUUCCUCCAUCGGAAUCCUCAUCAACAUUACCACGUUAAACAGCAAAGCCAUCAAGAUGCUCCGGAGAAACGCCAUCCCGAGCAUAAUGUGUGUGUUCUGGGUGAUCGCUAUAGUCGGUGUGUGCUAUUACACCACUGUGGUGUUGGGAAAUGCGAACAACUAUGAUCCUAAUACAAUACAGGUGGAUUAUGAGUAUGGCUUCUACACGAUAACUGGCGCGGGUGCUCUAGCAUUGCUAGCAUCGGCCGCCAACUUAUGGGGGGCGCCACUCUCCAGCGAUGAGGACAUUCAGCGGCGAAACCUCAUGGAGGAUUGGGACGGUUACGAGGCUCACAGCGUGGGCCCCACCCCGUGCGUGCCGGCGCUGCCGCCGUACACGCCGCGCGCCGACGGCGCCGCGGACGACUACACGGCGUCGGCGCUGCCGGUGUACGCGCCGCCCGUGCUCGGCGCGCAGCAGUACUUCCCCUUCGACGACCUCUCCAUACUGCCGCCGCCGCCGCCUUAUACCCCCUAAGGUUUUUAGCGUUUUACAUCUCUCCUUAAGGUGCGGCGUGAAAUAGUAGAAAAUAUAUGAAGCCGCCGUUUUAACGGUCACAUUUUUGAUCUAAUACUUAUAUGGCAACAGUUAGUCACGGUACGCAUGCCCCCGUUUGAAGGUCGAUGUCCCGUAAGUCCCGUUGAAAAAGGAGAAUUGUUCCAGUCAUGUCUCUCUACUACAGUAUGGUAUAUCCAUUUUAUAUAAUUUCUACUAUUUUAUGUCAAACUCUAUAUGCGAAUUGAUUUGUAAUAAGUAACAUUGAUUCGCGUUUAAGUAGAAUCGCACUUAUAAUUUAUCACCGCCAUUUUUGUCACUGAUCCGGGGCAAUUCCUCUGCCGUUCGCAAUAAAAUGCGGUCAUUGUUAAUUAUUCUACAGUUCUUUCAUUCAUUUUGUUUAUUCAUUCGCAAGUAGGUAACAAUUUCCAUGUCAGUAUUUAUGUUAGUUUAGUUAUGGUAAUGGUACUUGGUUUUUGACUAUUAUUUGGUGAUUUUCCUUUGCUUCGAUAGUCGUAGGUAAUUUGCCUGUACAAUAAACCGACAACGCCAAAUAUUAUUUUACCCGCCGAUCGCGAUAGCAAGACGUAGGUCGGUUGCGUCGGCGCGCAGCGUGUAUUCAUUAUACUCAUAAAUAUCGGCGUCAAAUCGGGAAUGGAUCUUUACUCUUUUUUUAUUUAAACAUUAGACUCUGCAUAUAAAAUGAAGAAAUGACAACGCUUAUUCCCAAAUUAUACCGAUCUUGAUGUGUUUUAUAGAAUAAACGGGCCCAUUUAUUUUAUUUAUAUAUUUAAGCUGAACUUAGGUAAAAUUCGAAUCGUGUAUUUAAUAGUACUGUAGUGUUUUAUUAAUUUCAUAUUUCGAUCUCGAAUAUUAUGUGAGUCUCUUCAGAUUACAUCAAUAACUCCAAAACCAGGUGGGCUACUCACUCCAUAUAACAUGAUGUAGGUUAUUUAAAAAAUAUAUAAAAGCGUGGAGUUAUAAAUGAAAUUAAUUGUUAUUUACGUGUAGAAAGCAUAAUGUUCUCUUUUGUAUAUGUGGUUGUGAGUUUAUUAACACGUUCACUUCAAAACAUGUGAUUUGCCAUUUUAGUGCCUAUUCAUGUCGUACUUCUCAAAAUGCUUUAAAAUUAUAUUUAAAAAUAAUGAAAAUUCGGUUCGUUGUGUACAUAUAGCUAUAUAGUUUAACCCUAUAAUAGUAUUUUUAUUAGUGUAAGUCAUGGACGAAAUAUAAAGCAUUUUCUUAAAAUAGCAUUAAUUAAGUAUAUAUGGAAUAAGUAUUGAUUAUGUUAGUAUAUUGUAAUAGUAUUUAUUUAAGUACGUUAUUUUUUACCUUAUACAGAAACUCCUUAAUGUUACAAUUGCCCAGUGGCCUAAGCUGUUAUAAUUUAUAGCGCCCAUUGUUGGGCACCUCUGAAUCUGAAAUAUUUAAUAAUGAAACCUCUCGAGGCCUUAAAGUGGAUCCUCAGAUGGCAAUAAG
Molecule: messenger RNA, 2515 nt
Organism: Leguminivora glycinivorella
Lineage: Eukaryota; Metazoa; Arthropoda; Insecta; Lepidoptera; Tortricidae
Product: transmembrane protein 127-like
Exons: 5
Coding region: 149-1018 (289 amino acids)
Biological process (GO): negative regulation of cell population proliferation; negative regulation of TOR signaling
Cellular component (GO): membrane
Source: RefSeq, a predicted model, not a curated record